This is a messenger RNA of Hirsutella rhossiliensis, 1197 nucleotides long. RefSeq names its product Biotin/lipoate A/B protein ligase. Gene Ontology annotation, molecular function: lipoyltransferase activity. The transcript has 2 exons. NCBI's taxonomy places the organism in Eukaryota, Fungi, Ascomycota, Sordariomycetes, Hypocreales, Ophiocordycipitaceae. Gene Ontology annotation, biological process: protein lipoylation. Gene Ontology annotation, cellular component: cytoplasm; mitochondrion. Bases 1 to 1197 code for a protein of 398 amino acids. The record is from RefSeq and is a predicted model, not a curated record.
AUGCGCCCCGUGGCCCGCCAUGGCCCGUCAUGGCUCCGCACGACGACGACGCCUCUUCUCACGCCCGCUCGCUUCUUCUCUGGGCCCCUCGGCCGUAGCCUUCGCGCCUUCUCCACCGAGGCGGCGGCCCAUCCCGCCAACAAGAUCCAGGUCUACCUGUCCCGCAGCGCCGACCCGCUGCUGAACCUCUCCGUCGAGCACCGCCUCCUCCAGGUCACGCCGCCCGACUCGACGGUGCUGCUGCUCUACGUCAAUGCCCCCUCGGUCGUCUUCGGCCGCAACCAGAACCCCUGGCUCGAGGCCAGCCUGUCGCGCCUUGCGCGUCUCGCCCGGGGCGCCGACGCACCGGCCGCCCUCGGCCCCGUCCAGCUGGUCCGUCGCCGCUCCGGGGGCGGCACCGUCUUCCACGACGCCGGCAACGUCAACUUUGGCGUCAUCUGCCCGCCCGCCGCCUUUGACCGCGACAGGUACGCCCGGAUGGUCGUGCGCGCCCUCCACGCCUUGGGACGACCGUCGACGCGCGUCAACGCCCGCCACGACAUUGUCGUCGACGGCGCGGCCGGCGCCUCCUUUAAAGUCUCGGGCUCGGCGUACAAGCUCACUCGCCUGCGCUCCCUGCACCACGGCACCUGUCUCCUGCGCAGCCCCAACCUCGACGCCAUCUCGGGCUUGCUGCGCUCGCCGGCGGAGCCCUUUAUCAAGGCCCGCGGCGUCGACAGCGUUCGGAGCCCCGUCCGGAACCUCGACCUCGACUGUGCCGAUUUCGAGGACGCAGUCGUCGAGCAGUUUCGCCGCGUGCACGGCCAUGUCCACCUCCAGGCUGACUUUGACGGCGGCGCCUUGGAUGUUGAGAGGAUCCGCUCGGGCUACGAGGAGCUGCAGUCCCCGAAAUGGACCUACGGACAGACGCCGCGCUUCUCAUUCUGCACUCAUCCAUUCCCAGAGGACCCUCGCCCGCGGCCACGGCUGCCAUUUGAUCUCAAAGUACGCUUCGAAGCUCGGCACGGCCUAAUCGACGAGUUCGACGUCCAAGGGGGAAGUCACCGCGUCGACGCAAGCGCCCUGGUUGGUCUUGACCUGCACCGCGUACGUGACUGGUCAGAGCGGCUUGCUCAGGCCGGCUUGGGCGACGCGGAUGCCGCCGAGGUCGGCGCUUGGAUGAACAAGGUGCUAGGCGCCGAUUUUACCAGCGCUUGA